CUCCGGCCGACUGCUAUCCCUUUCGCUCUUUUCCGUCAAUCGCAGGCAUCGAUAGUGAAACACAUUUCGUGUCGCUUAGCGAAUAAAUUGCCACAAUGUCCGACGUUGAAGUUGAGGCCCCAGUUGCGCCCUCCGAUGGCACCAUGGAUGUCAACACCGCCCUCCAGGAGGUGCUGAAGAAGUCGCUGAUUGCCGAUGGACUGGUGCAUGGAAUUCACGAGGCGUGCAAGGCCCUGGACAAGCGUCAGGCAGUGCUGUGCAUUCUGGCCGAAAGCUGCGACGAGCCGCAGUACAAGAAGCUCAUUACUGCCCUGUGCAACGAGCAUCAGAUUCCGCUGAUCCGUGUCGAUUCGAACAAGAAGCUCGGCGAGUGGUCUGGCCUCUGCAAGAUUGACAAGGAAGGCAAACCCCGAAAGAUCUGCGGUGCUUCCUGUGUAGUGCUGAAGGACUUCGGAGAGGAAACCCCGGCCCUCGAUGUCAUCAAGGAGCAUCUCCGGCAGGCGAGUUAAACAAGUGAAAUUUUACAGAGCAUUAUGAUUUAUUGUGAAGUGGAAGAGAACACAUAAACCAGGGUGUCGCCGAACACUGUAAAUUCCACACGA
Messenger RNA from Anopheles coustani, 602 nucleotides. It is a transcript of the gene RpS12, whose product is annotated as small ribosomal subunit protein eS12. Lineage: Eukaryota; Metazoa; Arthropoda; Insecta; Diptera; Culicidae. Gene Ontology annotation, cellular component: ribosome; cytosolic small ribosomal subunit. Gene Ontology annotation, biological process: translation. The transcript has 4 exons. Bases 96 to 509 code for a protein of 137 amino acids. Gene Ontology annotation, molecular function: structural constituent of ribosome. The record is from RefSeq and is a predicted model, not a curated record.